GCUGUGCUUGGAACUUUACUAACAUUAAUGAGGAAAAAGCAGUAACUGGACAGUAAAAGUAGCGAAUGUUGCUAUCAUGUUUGCGGACGAGAAUUUGCAGCAUGACGACGGGCCUCCUCUCCGGCUAUUGUCGUUACCGCUGUGGCGGGAUGCGAUUGGUGGGCAACGCGAACUUAAGGAGAGCCAGCUCUCGAAUAGAGGUGCUUUUCGGCGUGGCCCCGUGCUUCAUUGCUUUGAGUCGAGGGCGGAGGGUCUGUCACGCGCUUUACACCAAGGAGAGUCGGGUCCAACAGAGGCCUGGGUCACAGGAGUUACCCCGGCGAGCGGCUGAAUUGGGGGUCCCUGUGCGGAGGGUCUCUAAGAGGGAACUGGACAAACUAUCUGGCGGCCGCGUUCACCAGGGCUACUGCCUCGAGGUCAGUCCGUUGAAAUUCACUCCGCUUGAUCUCCGGACCGCGGAGGAAGAGGCGCAUAGCGACGGCUGUCGGCUAUGGCUGCUUUUGGACAGAGUUCAAGACCCCAUGAACCUGGGAGCAAUUCUGCGAUCUGCGUAUUACUUUGGUUUGGACAGAGUGGUGGUCGGACUGCAUGACAGCUGCCCUUUGAGUCCUGUUGUUAGCAAAGCCAGCGCUGGAGCAAUGGAGGACUUGGAUGUUUAUGCCUCAGAAACACUUCCUGAACUUAUCAAGGUAAAAAUCGGUCAAGGGUGGCAUGUGGUUGGAACUGUUGGAUCAGCGUCAGAAAAGAUUUCUGUGCCCGUAAUUCCCUGUUCUGAAUUUCAAUACAGCCAGCCUACUGUUUUAAUUCUAGGAGAUGAGCCCUUCAGGGAAGUUCAGGGAACGCUUACCUAUUUACCCACCAUGCAAGAGGACACUAUACAGACAUUGCUUGGGCCUGUUGCUUUAUCUCCAGGUAAUGAAGCUUCUGGGCUUUCUCCACAAAUCCAACAGUUGUGUCAUUCUUUUUUAACCAUCCCUCCAGGCCAACGCCGCUUGCACCCUGGGAUUGACUCCCUUAAUGUCUCUGUUUCUGCAGAUGACAUCUGAGUCGUGAAGUGACAUCAUUCGCUCCUUGCUGAACACAUCUGCACCAGACAGGUUAGCCCAGUGGAUACGUGGAUCUCCGCUCUGAUUAGUCCUAUGGAUUCUGGCAGCUCUGACCCUUUGACUGGUCCAAAAAUGUAGUCCUCAAGGGCUCUGCUGUAGGUUUUCAUCCCAAGAAGUUUCAUGGCAGCAGUAUGAGAUUUACAUUUAUAAGAAAUUAAGAAAUUGUACUUUUUGCUGCAGCCCAUUUUCCUAUUAAUAUACCUUUUUUUUGUGGAGUUGGCUCCCUUUUUGUACCCAAGUGAAUGACGAGUGGAGUAAAUAUGGAGGUAAGCAGAACUGAAUGCUAAAAUGCAUCUCCUUUAGUGCACUAACUUGUGUGGUUAUUAGUAAAGUAUGCCUUAAAUAACCAGAACAUAAAAAAGCAUAUGAUAUUAAAAAGCUGAGAAAAAGAAUCACUUUAGCCAGAUUUAACACACACAAAUGAUCUGUAGCCUCAUUCACUAAACAUUUUGCAAACCAGUUUGUACUUCUGGAUUGUUACAAGAAAACAUCAAAAAUGGGAAUUUAAUUAAAGUAAAACAAAUUAGGAGAAUAAUCCACCCAAAAGUGAUCUGUUUUUUAAUGGAUAUCUAACUCCCAUCAUUAGCAUCAAUGGCCAAAAUAAAAAUAUUUAAUAUCAUGUAAAAAUGUGUUUUUUUAACAAAUUUCGUUACCCAGAAUACUUGUGUAUGGGAUGUUAUCACUUUACAACUGGAUACUUGAUGAGGACUAUGCAGCAUAAUAAGGAUUUCACAAUUUUUUUUCUUGGACAUUUUGAUAUUAUUUGCUAACACUUGGGGACAAAUAAAGCACAUCUAUCUGUCGUUUAGUGCAGGCCCUGUUGAAACCACUUGUGUCAGAAAUUUUAUGAUCUAUUUUCUACAUUAAACUAUGAAAUUAAAAGUCCGUAACAAGACACAAAAUCCAUCACUUGAAAAUUGAGUAUUCCUUUAAAGAAGACAUGAGUUGGCACAAAGACCAGAUUUUGAAAACUUUUAAGCAGUUGGAGAAACUGUACCUCCUUGAAUAGCCUGAUAGAGUGUUGGAUUUCUGCUCUUUUGAUUAGCCCCAUGUGUUACUAGACCUCGGUGGCUUUGAUUGGCCCAAUUUGUAACUGGAGCUCCGCCCCUCUGAUUAGCCUAAUGUGUUAUUUGAGCUCCACCCCUCUGA
Polypterus senegalus (gray bichir) is the source of this 2255-nucleotide messenger RNA. RefSeq names its product mitochondrial rRNA methyltransferase 1 homolog (S. cerevisiae) (gene mrm1). The coding region runs from base 66 to 1046 and encodes 326 amino acids. The record is from RefSeq and is a predicted model, not a curated record. The transcript has 6 exons. Gene Ontology annotation, molecular function: RNA binding; RNA methyltransferase activity. Gene Ontology annotation, biological process: rRNA methylation. NCBI's taxonomy places the organism in Eukaryota, Metazoa, Chordata, Cladistia, Polypteriformes, Polypteridae. Gene Ontology annotation, cellular component: mitochondrion.